Salpingoeca rosetta is the source of this 3135-nucleotide messenger RNA. RefSeq lists its product as uncharacterized. The transcript has 9 exons. NCBI's taxonomy places the organism in Eukaryota, Choanoflagellata, Craspedida, Salpingoecidae. Gene Ontology annotation, biological process: motile cilium assembly. Gene Ontology annotation, cellular component: ciliary basal body. The record is from RefSeq and is a predicted model, not a curated record. Bases 1 to 3135 code for a protein of 1044 amino acids. Gene Ontology annotation, molecular function: protein binding.
AUGAUGAUGAUGACACGACAACCAAGGCACGAAAGCAGCGACAGCAGCAGCAGCAACACUCGGAACGUAAGCAGCAGCGACAGCAGCAGCAGCGGGGAUGAUGACGUUGAGGAUGUGGAUGACCAUCCCGACAAGAGGGUUGAAGAGGAGCAAAGUCGGCGACCCAGGGCACGCCGCGAAGCACACCCGACACACAAGCCACCAUCAUUGGGCAAAUCCCUGCCGAGAGUAGAUGAGGAAGUGGAUGAUGAUGGCGACGAUGAUGCUGUGGCUCGGAGCGAUUCCAAGUCUGAUGAGAGAAGGCAAAGGAAGAGAGCAGGUCGGCCCAAGCGACGCCCUCGGCAACAGCGACAACGACAACCACAUCAGCAGCAGCGGACUGCCAGCACGAAGUUGGAGGGCGCGCUCAGCGUCGAUAUCCACUCCUGCUCGGCGCUGCCAUGCUCAACCCGGGUUGCUCAGCCAUUUGUUCGCAUGCAUGUGAUAGCCAAGCGCUCCUUGCAGCCGGCGUCGGCCACUUGUGAUGACUCGUCGUCUAGCGGCCCUCGCCAGCGCCGGCGGCGGCAGAGGCGCGGGUCUGCCGGUGGCCCGACAAACGACAACGGCAGUGGAGGAGACUCGUCGUACGAUUCUGCGGGAGAGGAAACGGGCCACUCAUCCCGCGAUACACGCGCUCUCCACACUCGUCACAAACGCAAGCACAUGUUCGAGUCGAAACCCGUGCAUGUGGAUCCAUACAGUGCGCUGAGGGCGCGCUGGGAGGAGCAGAUUCGGACGGGCCUGUCGCUUGAUGACUGCCGACCAGCGAAUGCAGAUGCAGUUGUUGUGUUCGAGGUUGUUGAUCCGCCAGCCGUGAACAUUGCCAGUGUGAAGCCUGCGGCUGCAGGAAGCAAACCAAAGGGGCCUCGGUUCGACCAGGAGUUUACACACGCGGUUGCCUUUCUUGACAUGGCGACGCUGCUGGAGUACCGCCGCAAACAGCAACAGCAGCAGCAUGAGGAGGAGGGGGAGAAGGACGGGGGAGAGGAAGAGGAGGAGCAGCAGCAGCGACGGGCGAAAAGGCGUGACCGUCAACAAAGGAGCGGCUCAGGGGACCCAGCUGAUGAGGAAGGGCACGAGAUGGGGGCGAAGGGGGGCGUCGUCGAACACACGGGUGCAAACGAGCGACAACCCGCGUCGAGUGGCAGCUCGCAGUCACUGACGCUGCCACAUCUGCGGCUGCAGCUCUAUCGACUCCACCACCUCACCUGGCUCGAGCGCUUACGGCGCUUUCGCCGACCUAGUGGACCUGCUGGCGCGCUUGACACCGCAGCACAACCGCCGUCAUCAACGUCGACGUCAUCGCAGUUGCGUGAACCAUCACCACUCCCGCUGCGGCCGCUGUCGGCGUUCUACCAGCCGCCACCGGGCAUGGAGGCGGAGCGGUUUGGCGGAUACCUUGACGUGUCCAUUCGAGCAACGCACGACGACUCGAUGGCGACGGCAGCGGCAGCGGCGCACACGGUCGAGCAGCGAGCAGCGGAGGCGCAGCACAACCAGGCUGCUGCUGGCGAUGGUGGUGACAACAACAGCGACGACGACGAUGACGACUGGAACCAGCAUCCACUCGAGCGCAUUCCCGAUGACUGGGAUCCGCACUGGGAUUUGCUCGAAUCAGAGGCACGAAAGGUUCCCGCUGUGGUUCACGACCCAUUAGUACCAGGCACGCAAAUCACGCUCGCACUUGCUCAUGUGUGCCAGUACCAAUCGGGCGGCUGCCAUCGCGUUUCCUUCUCCAACAGCGGUUUUCUCGUCGCAAUUGCCGCCCUCGCACGCUUCCCAACCGGUGCGAAUCAGGAGAGCGGUGGCGGCGGCGAGGACGCGCCGUCAGCCAUGAAGGAGCAGCACGUCGUGCACGUGUAUGGCGUGAGCGGGGUGAGCCAGCAGCGGCAGCCGUUUCUCAUCCAGGAGUACCGCGCGCACACGGGGAUCAUCUACAACAUUGACUGGACACCGGACGACACGUGUUUCCUGACGUGCUCUGCCGAUGGCUUUGUGUGCUUGUGGGAUGCAGUGACAUUCAGCCCACAGCCGCUGGCGGUGCUGCCCCAUUCGUCAUUCGUGUACGACGCACGGUUCCUGCGCACUUCUGCCCAUCACGAGCACACACGCGCACGCGAACUGCAUACACACCCAGUCGUUGACGACAGUGAUGGUGAGAGUGCCAGUGAUGGCGAUGGUCAUGGCGGUGGCAGCGAUCGUUCCGAUCGCGACGGUGGCGGUGUUGUGCCGCUGGAGCCCCCCGGUCACGUUGGCGGCGUGUUUCGUGCAUCGCAGAGACGACGACGACAGCGCCGACGCCAUGGUGGCGAUGGUCACGGUGGCGGUCACGGUGGACGGAAGCGGGGAGCACUGGCGCAGCGCGUGAAGCAGCGGCGGCCUGUGGACACACACGCGCUGGCGGAGGCCGUGCAGGUGGUGACGGCAGCGUACGAUGGGCUGGUGCGCGUGUGGGAGCUGAGGGCACAGCGGCAACGCCGGCUCACCCUCUCCCUCGCGCACUCGCUGCGAACAAGCGGACAGCUGGAAGGAGCAGUGGUGUGUGAAACCAGAGCAGGGGCAACGACAACUCCCGCCAUUUCCUCGGAUCAGCAACAGCAACAGGGGCAACAGCAGUCGUCAGGUGGACUGGCCACAGCACCGGUUGCUGCCGUGAACGCGCUCGCCAUUGACCGGCGCCACACGCGCGUCUUUGCCGGUGACGCCAGCGGACGCAUCUGCGUCUGGCUCGUCGACACGUCAUCGUCACCAUCAGCACAAUCAUCAUCACCGCCAUCGCAAGUGCUGAGCGGGGCGCGGGAGCUGCGUGACCCGGAGAUGCGCGGGUUUGGCGUGACGAGCGUUGUUCUAGACAGCAGUGAACGCCGUCUCAUCUGCCUCUCCCGCGACGCCACCAUCCGAUUCAUCAACCUCACAAACAUGCUUGUCGACCAGAAAAUCCACGUUGGUGCACGCCAGGUGACGGGAAUGGUUCGCUGCUGUCUUUCGCCCUGCGGCCGUCUCCUCUUCGCAGGGGGUGACGAUGGACGAGUGCUGUGCUGGUACACGGACACAGGUCUGGCAUGCCGCACACAGCCAGCGCUGCCCACAAAGUAG